Messenger RNA from Plectropomus leopardus (leopard coralgrouper), 1274 nucleotides. RefSeq names its product ADP/ATP translocase 2. Gene Ontology annotation, biological process: mitochondrial ATP transmembrane transport; mitochondrial ADP transmembrane transport; negative regulation of mitochondrial outer membrane permeabilization involved in apoptotic signaling pathway. The record is from RefSeq and is a predicted model, not a curated record. Gene Ontology annotation, molecular function: ATP:ADP antiporter activity. Gene Ontology annotation, cellular component: mitochondrial inner membrane. Lineage: Eukaryota; Metazoa; Chordata; Actinopteri; Perciformes; Serranidae.
CAAUCGGCCAUUUCGUCGGUUUAGGCCAUCAGCCGUAGAGGGCAGUGGGGAUUUAUCCAGCUUACUGGUUACCUGAAAGGCACAUCAAGAACAUCGCAACAUGAAUGAGACAGCUAUUUCCUUCGCCAAGGAUUUCUUGGCCGGUGGCAUCUCCGCUGCCAUCUCCAAAACAGCCGUCGCCCCAAUCGAGAGAGUGAAGCUUCUCCUUCAGGUCCAGCAUGCCAGUAAGCAGAUCACCGCAGAUAUGCAGUACAAGGGUAUCGUGGACUGCGUUGUCCGUAUCCCCAAGGAGCAGGGGUUCCUGUCCUUCUGGAGAGGUAACCUUGCCAAUGUCAUCAGAUAUUUCCCCACCCAGGCCCUCAACUUCGCCUUCAAGGACAAGUACAAGAAGAUCUUCCUUGACGGCGUCGACAAGCGCACCCAGUUCUGGAGGUAUUUCGCUGGUAACCUGGCAUCCGGUGGCGCCGCUGGAGCCACCUCUCUGUGCUUUGUGUACCCCCUCGACUUCGCCCGUACCCGUCUGGCCGCUGACGUGGGAAAGGCUGGAGCCGAAAGAGAGUUCACCGGUCUUGGAAACUGCCUGGUUAAGAUCUUUAAGUCCGAUGGCCUGAAGGGUCUGUACCAGGGCUUCAAUGUGUCUGUGCAGGGCAUCAUCAUCUACAGGGCUGCAUACUUCGGCAUCUAUGACACAGCUAAGGGUAUGCUUCCAGACCCCAAGAACACCCAUAUUUUGGUGAGCUGGAUGAUUGCACAGUCUGUGACAGCUGUUGCUGGCCUGACCUCAUACCCCUUCGACACUGUCCGUAGACGUAUGAUGAUGCAGUCUGGGCGUAAAGGAGCCGACAUCAUGUACAGCGGGACCAUUGACUGCUGGCGCAAGAUCGCACGCGACGAGGGUGGCAAGGCUUUCUUCAAGGGAGCCUGGUCCAAUGUGCUCAGAGGCAUGGGCGGCGCCUUCGUGCUGGUGUUGUACGAUGAGCUGAAGAAAGUUAUCUAAUUCGUCAUAUUGUCACAUCACUGUCCAAUUUGGCUAAAUGUAAUAACUCUCCAUUUCUAUGGACUCUGCAUUCUGCCUUAUUUAUGGGAACAAACUAUAGUGUCUCACCCCCUAGCUGUGGGCGAUUGCUGUACGUUGUGCAUCUUUGAUUUUAAACGUUCCACAUCCUCUUUACCAAUGUCAUUCCUGUUAAAGAAAUCUGAUACCUCCUCCUGUCAUUCACUAGGUUUGUAUGGUCCCGACUUGAAUAAAUUUAUUCUGGGGAACAAAGUAAAAA